This is a messenger RNA of Symbiodinium necroappetens, 279 nucleotides long. The record is from the annotation of a GenBank genome assembly. NCBI's taxonomy places the organism in Eukaryota, Dinophyceae, Suessiales, Symbiodiniaceae.
AUGGAGCAGAACAUGCUCGACAUGAAGCUGGAAGAGACGGGUGAACGAGAGCAGCUCAAGCAGUACAUCAUCAGCCACCUGAAUGAGUGUGGAUGGCGCGAGGAGCUCAAGAAGCAGUGCGUGGAGUUCAUUCAGAACAGGGGUGUGGAGAAAGUGACCCUCGAGGACAUGAUCAACGACAUCGCACCAAAAGGGAGAGCGUCUCUCCCCGAGAAGCUGAAGGUAGAGGUCUUCAACCGGUUGAGGACCUUCGCAGAGAAGCAGGGCAUGCAGCACUAG